Colletotrichum tamarilloi is the source of this 114-nucleotide messenger RNA. RefSeq lists its product as uncharacterized. The record is from RefSeq and is a predicted model, not a curated record. Bases 1 to 114 code for a protein of 37 amino acids. The transcript has a single exon. Lineage: Eukaryota; Fungi; Ascomycota; Sordariomycetes; Glomerellales; Glomerellaceae.
AUGCCACCAUCGCUCAACGUCUCCGUGCAGCGUGCAUCCUGCCCCAUCUCGAUCCUAAGUGGUCAGCAAGACGGCCAAGCAAACGUCCAGUUCUGUUCGAGGUCCCAGGUGUGA